GGAGCUGUCCAAGUGCUGAAGACAGAAGAGAACAGAACCGCUCUAAAGGAGAUGCCAUACACCUUCACUGCUGUCUGAGCUUAUUGCCAAAGGUAAUAAAUAGCCUAUAAUGCUGCAUUUCCACCUCAAGUUGCCCGCGGGAGGAGCCGUAGUCCUGCUCGCCUUCCUCCUCCAUGGAUGCGCCGUGCAGACUGCGUCUCUCCCCCGCCACUACAGGCUCCGAGGAGGAGAGAGUGAGGGGCAGCCGGCUGCCUACCCACCCAGCUCUGAUAUGAUGAAAGCCCUGGAGUACAUUGAGAGCCUGAAGCAAAGGAACGGGGGCCGCCCUGAACCCGUGGAUUACGACGAAGUAGACAAGUUCAGGGUCCUGCUUCAGCUCGCCUCGCAGCAGGAUGAGAGUCCCGGGGACCGUCAGCCUGCAACCGGCAUGCAGAGGCAGGACAUUACCGCUGAAGGGCUGAUGAAAGCUCUGCUCAAGUCUCUCCAGGAUCAAGCUGGGAAAGAGGCAAAGCUCAGCCCCGCAUCGGCGCCCAGGAACGACCGCCGCACGCACAGGCACCGCACCAAAGACACUGAAGUCCCCGAGAGCGCACCGUCAGACUACGGUAAUUUCCCCAGACCCCACAAGAAAUACCCACUGAUGUUUGAGGAUGAGGAGAAUACAGACGCUUCUAAGCGGGCCACGGAGGACCUGGAUGAGCAGUAUACACCCCAGAGCCUUGCCAAUUUACGCUCCAUCUUCGAAGAGCUUGGGAGGAUGCCAACAGUGGCUGGCCAGAAGAGAGACCUGUUUGGGGAUGACGAUGACGAGGAAGAGGGCGGGUUCGGUCUAAGAAACCAGGCGUACGAGGAUGUUGCCGGAGGAGAGGAGUGGGUCCCCGUGGAGGAGAGGGAGGAGACGGAGGAGAUGGUGAACGGGAGCCACGAAGAAAUGGACAGGGCGCUCAGUGACCAGGAUGAAGCAGAGAGGGAGGAGAUGCAACGCCGGGCAAACCAAAACCAAGAGGAUGCCGAUGAUGACACUAAGUUGGUAGAUUACUACCUGUUGAAGGUCCUGGAGAUGAGCGACCAGACGCAGAAGAGGGAUAAGACCGGAGAACAGAGAAAGAGGCUGAUCCGCCCCUCCAUCGUGGACCCUCGGACGGUGAAGGAGUUGCUGGAGCUCUCCCUGAAGCUCCACGUCCCUCCACAGGACCUUAUCGAUAUGCUGCUCACAGAGGAGCUCAGGAAGCUCCACCGCGACCCCCAGGGCUCAGCUCGCUACACGACUGGCCAGACCCCCAAGAUCAGGUACUUCAGCCGCAGACUGCCAGUGAAGAACAAGCCCGCCCCAGAGGACAUGGACCGAGAGGACUUUUUAGACAUCAUCGGCGUGGAGACUAUCAGUAACGAGUAUCCUGUGGUGCAGAGACCCCUGAAGACCUCCCCAUCCUCGAACAGAAUCCCAGUGGCGUCCAUUCCUUCUGCAAAUUCAGGUCCAGUUAAAAUCCCUCCUCCCUCCGGGCGCAGGGAGAACCUCUUUUUGUCCGAGCUCAACAAAAUGCCCCUGAAACGUCAGGCAGACGGUGCUGAUGAUGAAGAUGAUGAUGGAGACGUGGAAGACGAGGUGACAACCUACCUUGCGGCUAAAAUCCUCACAGAGUACCCCAACAACAUCGCCAAGAGGGACACCCAGGCGCAACUGAAGGGACAGUUCCCCUACGAGCUGUACGAGCGGGCCCUGAAGGACUACUUGGGGCAAGCUGACACUGAAAAGAGGCCAGUGGCCAAGAGGGAAACCGAGGUGGCCACAGAGGAGAAAGUUAAUCCCACAGAGAUGCAGGGGAAAGAGGAGAUAACGGCCAAGACCUCGGCUCCACAGACCGUAAAUGAAGACGAGGAGAAGGAGCACCGUGAAAAAACAGUGGCUGGGAUGUAGCCUGACGCCCUGCAAGACGCACGAAAUUAUGAAUAUAGUAUUUAUACUGUCUCAAAAAUAAAGUUUGGUGGACGUGAUCUAGUUUACAAAUUUCUAUUAUAUGAACUAUAGCUGGUAAUAUCACCCUAACAAAAAAGUCUUACAUUUUUAAAAAGAAAUACUAGUCCCUACUUGCUGCAAAAACAUUAUAGAAAUAUAUAUAUAUAUAAAAAAUAUAUAUAGAUAUAGUGUUAUCAUAGGAGAUUAAUGCUGCAACCCGUGCACAAAUGAGAAAAAUCCACAAAACACUUUGAUUGGAUGAAGAUUUUGUCACUCAAAUUACUAACAAAUACACUGACAAAUAUCAAAUAACAAUGGAAUUCAAGUUAUUCAAGUUUUGUGAUGUUGUUCAAGGUUUGUUUACAUUAAUAUUGUGUGUAAACAGCAGAAAACAGGCCUAUAUUUUAAAUUAUAAUCAACUGAGUAAUGGUAACAAAAAAAAACGCUUAUUUUUCAUCUAUGUCAAACUAUUCAAUUACACAUGUGAAUAUGUCUGUAAAUUCUAAAGUAUAAUGCUGACUGGGCCUUUCCAACACAAGCAUAGAGUAUAAUGACAGGACUGCUGUAGAAAUAUUAUAGGGAUUUUUCGUUAGGGCAGUGUGCUGGGCUGAGACGAGUGUUGUCGUGACUCUUGAUAUAUUCAGGGUUAAGUGGAUUUAAAUGUUUAUUAUUAUGGAUAAUUAUUUCCAAGUCUAAAUAUCAGACCGUCGCCUGCCUUCCAACCCUUUCAUACUGCGAAGCUCUGUAUUGUUGGCCUACCAGUGGUUGUGCUAUGUAUGCUCAUUUUUAAACCAUUUUGUACAUGUUCAAUAAUGUGUGAUGAAUCACAGAUGAAUAAAGCAUCAGCGGUAUUAUUUUUCUU
This is a messenger RNA of Larimichthys crocea (large yellow croaker), 2819 nucleotides long. It is a transcript of the gene scg2b, whose product is annotated as secretogranin II b. The record is from RefSeq and is a predicted model, not a curated record. Gene Ontology annotation, cellular component: secretory granule. Lineage: Eukaryota; Metazoa; Chordata; Actinopteri; Sciaenidae. The transcript has 2 exons. The coding region runs from base 110 to 1918 and encodes 602 amino acids.